UCUCGAUUGAGAACCACAAGAUGACGAUCAUGUUGCAACUCUUUUUAUUCACGCUGGUAGUGAUGACGGUCACGGCGAGACCCUCGUUCUUGAUACACGAAGGCCACGGUCUUGGGACAGUUGAGCCCAAGCUCAUCUCACAAUCGGUACAUUUGCACGAGGUGCCGACUAAGGUGAUCAAGAUCACCAAAACAGUAGCCAUCAAGGUUCCUGUGCCGUACCCCGUUAAGGUACCUCAUCACAUCCCAUUUCCGGUGCCGGUAAAACAUCCCAUUGCGGUUCCAGUACCGCAGAUAGUGAAAGUGCCGCAGCACGUGCCAGUGCCAGUGGAGAAGCACGUCCCGGUGGAACUGCAUCAGCAGGUGCCGUUCCUGAUAUCUAAAGCGGUGCCUGUGCCACAUCCGGUCCCCGUACCACAUCCGGUUACUUUGACCAAGCCGAUCUUCAUCCCGGUGCCGAAGGCGAUCCCGAUUCCGCAAUCGAGCCACGAUGAAGGCGGUAUUUCAGUUGGAGCCGGAGGCGGAGGCGAAGGUGAUCAUGCCAGCCACGAGACAACCAACUACAACACUUACACCUCUCAAGGCCGUGAAACCUACGAUCAGCAGAGUAGCGGCCAGCGGGCCCAGUUCCAGUCAUCCCAGCGCGACUACUCGGCGAAUCAUUAGCUUUCGAAAUGCGACAGCUCGAUUGAUUACAACAGUGUGCGAGGUCUGGUGCGACUGAAAGGAAAAGUAAAUCGAGAAGUAAAUCAUUGACGUAUGAUACACGCGAGCGGAUCACUUUGAAAGCGGUUUAAGCGAAAUGAUAAAGGGCUUUGACAAGUAAAAUACCAGUACUAGAUAACAGGGCCUUUUUGGAAACUUUACUCAUUCCACUUUCAAUGUUGACGGCUCUAUAUAUAUAAA
Molecule: messenger RNA, 905 nt
Organism: Temnothorax curvispinosus
Lineage: Eukaryota; Metazoa; Arthropoda; Insecta; Hymenoptera; Formicidae
Product: tetra-peptide repeat homeobox protein 1-like
Exons: 4
Coding region: 21-665 (214 amino acids)
Source: RefSeq, a predicted model, not a curated record